UGUCAAAGAAACCGUGGAGCAAAAGGCACGGACACGCAGAUCCCCCCGCGUAACUCAUGUCACCGUGUCAGCGGUGCGUUAUCGAUCGAGGACGGUGAGGUAUCUCGUUUUCAUUCGCUUUUUUUUUUUGUCAUACCUCGCUCAUGCACGGAGCUGCGAACAAAAGACGCAAAAUCGAGACGCUUCCCCCCUCCUCUCUCCCAGACCCCCAUCCCCACCCUGCUGGGGACACUGUAAACCGUGCGCGGUGUUGGCACGGUAAUCCCACCCCUCUUCUUCCUCUUCCUCCUCCUCCUCCUCCUCACCCCGCACACACUGGCUCUCCGUUGAUUCAGAGAUCAGAGGCGAAUCGGUGUUGCUUUAAACCUCACGCGGUCAAAGUUGUUUACCUCUUCGUUACCUCUGACGUCACGACACACCCCUGUUUGAGGGGGCAGCGCCUCCGCCUAACGAGCACCGCCGCCGACCAAGCAGACCGGGGCUGGACCGCGACGUUACCAACCACAACACGGGAACCGCGACGAACCCACCUGUGAUUGGUUACCGUAGGGGCUGGGGGGAAAUCCCUCUUUCCCGUAGAGGUACUAGGGAGGGGGCGGUGCAUAACAAAAAGUAAUGGCCAUCUAUUUGGGUCCUGAAGAAGGAGGGAUAGCCUGUUUCUCGUCGGACUAACGUAGGUGUGUUUGACUUUUCUCCAUGUUAGCGCGUACGUGUAGCCGUUAGUGACACCGGGCCGCGUUCCGACCGUUUCACCGCCGUCGUAUGUCGGUUGCCCCGCGGUAGCAGAACGGUUAAUAAGCGGGCUGAACUUGGCGCCGCGUUUUAGGGUUAAAGCAGUCAGCUAGCCACGCUAACGCUAGCCUACUACCACCAACCAACCAACCGCCGCUGCUGCCGUGCAAGCCAGCGUCUGGAAGGGCGGACGAGUUUGACGUUUUCUCCCCCCAACAGAAGUCUCCUCACAUUUCUUGAGUUUUCUUGUCUCGGCGCGGUUGUCUCUCCUUCCGAGCUAAACCUACCCGAGUCAACAUGGAGGGGACACACUUUGCGAGAGCAUGAAGACGACGGCGACGGACGGCGACUAAAGAGGAUUAAAAGCAACUCGGUCUUGAUGGGGAAAAGUUGAGCUGAGGAUUAACAACUUGGGAUAAACUGAAGAAAGGUUUCAAGUCUUACCUAUUGUGCAAGGGCAUGCUAAAACCACAGUGAUGGAGCCUACAGUUGUGAGUACGUCCACUCUGGCCCCUGAUGAGUUUGACAGGAAUGUGCCACGGAUCUGCGGUGUGUGUGGUGAUAAAGCCACUGGCUUCCACUUCAACGCCAUGACCUGUGAGGGCUGCAAGGGCUUUUUCAGGCGCAGUAUGAAGCGCAAGGCCACCUUCACUUGUCCCUUUAAUGGCAGUUGCACCAUCACCAAGGACAACAGGCGCCACUGCCAGGCAUGCCGGCUCAAACGCUGUGUGGACAUUGGCAUGAUGAAAGAGUUCAUUCUGACAGACGAGGAAGUGCAGAGGAAGAAAGACCUUAUUCAGCGGCGGAAGGAUGAAGAGGCACAGCGCGAAGCAGAGAAGGAAGCACGGCGGCCCCGACUCACUGAUGAACAGAGUCAGGUCAUCGCCACACUGGUGGAGGCGCAUCACAAAACAUAUGACGACUCUUACUCCGAUUUCUGCCGGUUCAGGCCUCCUGUUCGUGAGGGCCCAGUGACACGAAGUGCCAGCAGAGCUGCCUCUCUCCACUCCCUGUCUGAUGCCUCCUCUGACUCCUUCAGUCACUCUCCAGAGUCAGUAGACACGAAAAUGAACUUCAACAAUCUGCUGAUGAUGUACCAGGAGCAGGGCAGCAGCCCCGACUCCAGUGAGGAGGAGGGCUCCAGCUUCUCCAUGCUGCCCCACCUGGCUGACCUGGUCUCCUAUAGUAUCCAGAAGGUCAUUGGCUUUGCUAAGAUGAUACCUGGGUUCAGAGAGUUGACUGCGGAGGACCAGAUUGCUCUGCUCAAGUCCAGUGCCAUUGAGGUGAUCAUGCUGCGCUCAAAUCAGAGCUUCAACCUGGAAGACAUGUCCUGGAGCUGUGGUGCGCCUGACUUUAAAUACCAGAUCAGUGAUGUCACCAAAGCGGGCCACACUCUGGAGCUGCUGGAGCCACUGGUAAAGUUCCAGGUGGGCCUGAAGAAGCUCAACCUGCACGAGGAGGAACAUGUGCUGCUCAUGGCCAUCUGUUUGCUUUCUCCAGACCGCCCAGGUGUGCAGGAUCACGCACGGAUCGAAGCCCUUCAAGACCGGCUGUCAGAGACCCUGCAGGCCUACAUCCAGCUUCACCACCCGGGAGGACGGCUGCUGUACGCCAAGAUGAUCCAGAAGCUGGCGGACCUGCGCAGCCUCAACGAGGAGCACUCCAAACAGUACCGCUCACUGUCCUUCCAGCCGGAGCACAGCAUGCAGCUCACCCCGCUGGUGUUGGAGGUGUUCGGCAGCGAAGUCUCCUAGAAGCCACCUCCGAACCCCAGCGGUGGAGAGGAAGCCGGAGAUGUGACCCCAGAGGCGAAAAAUGGAGGGAGGGAGCUGAGGAUGUGAUGAAUGAACUUAAUGCAGGUGUGCAGUAUGAAGCAAGUGAAGAGAGAAAGAAGUGUGUGUGUGUGUGUGUGCGCGCGUGUGCAUGUGUUUAUCUGUGUGUGGCUUCAUGUAUGUGUCACAUCUAAAGAAGUCUAUCUUGGUGUAAAGGCCAAGGUUGUAUGGGGAGCAAGCAGAUGUUAAGAGACACAGUAAACAAGGGAAAUUCAUAGAGUACAAACCGAACUAUACAUACAACUUCUGCCUAUAUACAGUGUUUUUGUCUGUAUUUAAAUCAACCAACAGCUGCUUCAAAUGCCUGGACAUUUUAUGUGUGUACAUGUUGUGCACACACCAACACAACAAACAUACUCAGUUAUUCAUUUAGCCAUUCAGUUGAGCUACCUCUUGGUUUUACUGGGGUUGUUUUAUAUUUACAUCACCUAUGUGAAACAGUAACUUUUACAAAGAACAGUUUAGAUACAGUACAGACUACAUUUCAGUUUACCGGUGCAAAAGCAGUGCCUGCACAUCAUUUUGAACUUUUGAUGAUUCAUGUAUUUUGUUUAUUUUGUUUUUAAUCUACUUCUCUCCAAGGCAGCGUUUGUAUAUGACUGUGUAUACAAUUGAAACACAUGCCUUUCACCUUUCACCAAAGGUAUGGUCAAGUACUUUCUCACAAAGCUUCCAGUACCUAAAAAUAACCUUGCUGCUCCAUGGCUCGCUUCACUCAUGCAGCCACUCGGCAAGUUUUCUGACUAGCCUCACAGCCUAUGAAGGAAAAUGUCAUUAUGUAGGUUUAUACUGCAGAGUACAGAGCAUAGUCUGUAAUUUAGUGAGGUUUUCAUAGGACUUUAGGGUGCCUGGUUUGAGGUGAGAAUUAGCCACUAAAUGUGUUAGCUACUUUUACACUGCUAACUGUCAAUCAAACCAAGCCAGCAUUGUGGCUUGUUACUCUCUUUUGAAAUAGUUUUUCAUUAGUCUUCUCUUUUGUUUAAUUGUUUAUUUUCCUGUAAAUAGUUAAAUUCUAUCACAUGUAUCCUAAGCACUGUUAUACCACCUUUUACUAAAGCCUAUGUAUUGAUAUACAGUAUCUAUAUUACCACAGAUUUUUAAAGGGCUAAAAUGCCAAAUCUAACUGGAAUAGUCAUUUGAGGCCAAAGCAAGGGGCCUGUCUUCUUGUUAAUAUAUAGCUGCAUACCAUACUUGGAAUUGGCAUAGAUAUGGAUAUAAUUGCAAUAGAUGCUCUUUGUUUUAUACGUCACUACACCUUUAAAACAAUUCCAUGAAUUGUUCCUCUUCAGUAUACGGUGAGCUCGGUGGGCGGAGAGCUUGGGAAGCUGCUUCAGACCUCCACAGAUAUCACACCCCUUUCGUUUCUGACUGGGAAGUAGAUUUUCUAGAAUGUCUGAGGGCCUGGAUGUGGGGUGGCAAUGCCGCACGCCUCCACACCCCGGCCCUCCUGUUUGAUGAUGUAUGCUGCGCAGCCCUCUAGUGGCUGCACCAUGUAAAUACCAGGUAUAUAGAUAUAAUAUGUCUGCCGCUGUACAUAGGGCUACAUAGAUUUUCAAGGUUACUUUGUUUUCAAAAAUAUAUAUAUGCAAAUACAAUUGACCCUUUUUUGUUUAUGAUCAAUUAUUACCAUGUUCUGAAACACUAUGCUCUUUGUCUUUAUUUUUAUUACUUUUUUUGGAUGGAAGGAGUUUUGAAUGGCUUAAACAGCGGUUGUUUGUGCUUUUGACACAGAUCUGUUUAGUGGAGGGUUGAUGUUAAUUUCCAAGGUUCAUUUUCAGAAAGAGGACACGCUAAUCAUACUGUGCUGCUCUCAAAUAUAAGCCAUAUAGAUCACCAAGCUAGUUAUACACCUGAUACAUUACAGUACAUCAAAAUGAUGACUCCAGGGCCUUGGACAGUCUCACAGUAUAGUCAACUAAAUGUAUAUAUGCUAUUAAUCUGUGGCUUUUGGAACGUGAGCUUGUAUGCCUUCUCUCUGCUGUCAGUCAUCUUUGGCUUAUGCUUCAUCAGACAGCAUCUAAUGGCUUAUAAACCAAACUGCCAAGAGACUUCAGACGCUUAUGUUUACAGGCCAGUAAUGUGUGGCUUGCUGCAUGUGGGAUUAUAGUAAAAUUAUGUCGUCUAUAUCGAGACAAUUCCCCAAAGAAAUGUUGAGUCCGUUUCCUGCCAAGUGCAAAUGAUUCCACUGGAGGCAACUUUGCUCAAAGGUGCUCAUUUGCUGAGAUGACAUGAACGUUGCUUUUUGUCUUCCUCUUGCUGUGCGACACGAGGCAUCUGAUAAAACGGUUCCCGUGAUUGGCCCUCCAGUCCUUCUAUGUCAGGCGAAGAGUUUCCUUCAUCUCAGUAGACCAGAGUUACUCGUUGAGGAAGAUGGUGAGAGAGAGCACGUUUGUUGUUGAGCUGAAAGUCUUCUCACUACUGCUUUGUGACAGGUUGUUGCUUUGAUUUGUUCAGCCCACAUGGAUUUUAUCAAACCUGUCACAGGAAUUGUACGUCCGUUCUACAUCACUGUGGCUUUAUUCCAACUCUUUGCAGUCACUGUGACAGUCGGGGCUUGAUGCUUAGAUAAUCUGCAUAGCACAAAUAGUUAAUAAUUUUUGAUAGCUCCCCUGUUCACAUAAUCAUAAUAAGUUUGAUUUUCUUCCUGAAAGUCAUUGGGAUUAUAUAGUGUGUGUGUGUGUAUAAAAAUAUAUAUAUAUAUAUAUAUAUAUAUAAUGCCCCGGGCCCCGCAAAUUACCCUGCUGUGAUUGAACUUUAAGGAGUCGAAGCUCGAGUGUCUUUAGGCAGUACCACUCGUAUGUAUAGUAUGUCAGUUUGAUGAGGGGUAUGAUGUGCUUGGUUACUGAACACUGACUUUUGAAGUUUUGAAAAGUCUCCAUGUUGAUUUUUUUCCCUCUGAAUACAUACUUCUGUAUGUAGAUAUGGGUUUGAUUUUGUUCUAUUUUUGAGAUCAAGGUGCAGUGUUGAAUUGUGUAUGUUAAACACAGCGGGACGUUUGGUGAAUAUGUAGGUGCCACAGGGAGAGUUCCCUCCACAGAAGAACAGGGUAAAAGAGGAGUUGCGCUCGAGGAUUUACAAACCCAACAGGAAAUCUCUCGAGGAUGUAUUAUAUCACCACUGAGGGAGUAAGUAGGUUUUGGUCAGUAGCACAUGGCAUCAGGGGACUACAUAUAUCUUUAUCAUAUCUGAUUAAAUGUUGAUUUCUGGAUACUUUAAAAAAAAAUCCCAGCAUACCGUAAGCAAAAUACAGUUAAACCUGAAUAUGGUGCAUCCCCGGAGAUUUCUGUUUGGUUUGUCCAUGGUAGUCUGCUCAGAAACUUAAGUUUUUAACUCUGCAUUGUGGUUGUUAAAAUACUGGAACUUGAAAACCAUGCGUCAGUGGAAGUCCGCCACAAAUUAGAUGACUCAUCUUGGUUGAGAUUUCCUUAAAAUUGGCAACAUAACACAGUAACAAUGCCUGCAAUAUACAACUCAUGGUACACUAUCACCAGCAAGCUUUACAGUUUAUCAUGUUAGGAGUAAUUUUUGAAGUUUUUCUAUAACUGUUGCCAUUACAAAUCCUGUCUGAUAACAGUCACAGAAAACUGUUGGCCAUCUCCCAUGCAAAGGAUUUCAACUCUUUUAUUUUUUCUUUCUUUCUUUUUUUGCUUCUCCCUUUAGGACAGGGAUUGUAAUGGAAUCAACUUAAUGUAGUUCUUACAAAAAGGAGUGUCCACAAUGGAUGUACACCAUAAUCUACCUAAAAAACCUACCUCUUUUAGCUCAGAUUUUUGCUUUAGCAUUAAGCAUUUGCCUCUGUUUUUACUUUUAUAAUAUUUGUAUUCAUGUUGGUAUUUAUUGCUGUCUAAUGAGUCAUACUUCAAUGAUUACCUCAGAGAUAUCUCACAGAUUUGGGAGAGUCCAGCUAAUGAAGUCAUUCAUAGUUUGUUUUUUGUUCUGGUUUUUUUUUUUGUACAGCUUUUUCUUCGCAGACUUAGCAAUAGUUUUUUUUUUUUUUUUUUUUUAACGCACAAAAUACCAGGAGUGUUUUCAAUCUAGUGCCUGCACUCUGACCAUCAGGGCUCUGGUUAAAAUGAGGCUGCAUUUGCUCCAAAUCUUUCUCUGCACCUUUUGCCUCUGUACUUAUAUUCAUGUAGUUUCCAGCAAAAGACUCGGCUAAUCUUGCUGCCAUAUUGCUGAUAUCAAUGGUAUCUUUAUAGUUUUUAGAAGGCAAACUGAAGAGGACUUUUCAGAGUGAAUGCAGCCUUAAAGCAGUAACAACCUGAAAGACUUUGUGGCAGUAGGAGAAGCGAGAGGUGUGUUUGUGCUCCACUUGGUACCGUCGGCAUGUCCUAUGCUCUGUAGUACGUCAUCCUUACUUUGUCCUUCUGAUUUGUCUUCUCAUUUCCUCCAUACCCUCUUCGUGUCUUCACCUCUCCUUCUGUCGUAAAGUCUGUUCCCGCACCUUCAUCAUUCCCUACCAGUCUUUGGUCAAACGAGGGGAAUUAGGAGGGGUGAAAUCCUCAGUAUCCAUGCAAUGCUGCUUUUAUCUUGAGCAUCACCAAGUUGUGUUGUGUAACGGACACGACAUAAGCAGGCAUCGUCCAAAGUGUCGGCCCACAGCAGCGCGACAAGCCUCAUCAGAAGAUUGUGUCUUUUGAAACGUACGCAACUUAGUGGUGCUUAUUGGGGGGAAAAAAUUCCAUUGAGACCUUGUAUCAUUAACGGAGCAACUACUCACUUUGGUGAAUUCAAACCAAGUUUUCUUUUUCUUUUUUUCUUAUUUUUGUAAUCAUGUCAAACUGCUUCAGGUAAACACUGAAUGAAAUUUGAGAGUUUUUAUUGAUCAGUGAAUACUGAGGAACAGUGUCGCCAUGGUCACAUGUACCCAGAGCUGUGUGCCAUAAUGUGACCCUUUUAAUGCAGGGGAGGGCGUCGGCAAAGCUGGCUUCAGAUGUUCCCCAGCCUAAUCUGAAUGAGAAGGUUGUCCGAGUGGGAGAUUGGCUUCUUACUCUGUCAGCCAUGAAUGUCGAUGUUUUCUAAGGAGUACUUUUGAAUUUGGCAUUGAAUUCUUACCUUGCAUUGUGAACCCAAAUUAUGUCACAUUCUAUUUAAAUGCCCGAACCAACGAACGCACUUAAUAUAAUGUUUGUAAAACAUGUAUACUGAUCAAGCUACUAGCCAUAAACUGCCUUUGUAGGUCAGCAUGAUAUGGCUCCAAUUAUCAAAAAAUUUAAGUAACCUAAAUUCUAAUGUAAUUGCAAUUUAUCUUUUGUCUCAUUUUGUUUUUCAAAGAUCUUUUUUUCUAUUAUAAAUUGGUGUUUAUGUAAUGUUAUUUUUGUCAGAUGUUUUGCAAAUCAAAAAUAAACAGUUGUACAUAGCA
Molecule: messenger RNA, 7926 nt
Organism: Acanthochromis polyacanthus (spiny chromis)
Lineage: Eukaryota; Metazoa; Chordata; Actinopteri; Pomacentridae
Gene: vdrb
Product: vitamin D receptor b
Exons: 10
Coding region: 1209-2486 (425 amino acids)
Biological process (GO): cell differentiation; positive regulation of transcription by RNA polymerase II; negative regulation of transcription by RNA polymerase II
Cellular component (GO): nucleus
Molecular function (GO): zinc ion binding; nuclear receptor activity; vitamin D response element binding
Source: RefSeq, a predicted model, not a curated record